UGCUCUUGGUACACAACAUGUCAAUCAACCACCCGUUUUAAUGGAGUGAUUCUACAAGAUGUGUCAUCUCUGUGAAAUCUGUCCUGUGUUCUGAGCAACAAGCACAAAGCUAGAGUGCAGCACGUGCACAUGUGGGCGUGCCUGAUCCUCUGUGGCUCCAGUGAAGGAAGUUUGCACUGAGGUGUGGGAUGCUCACAUGGCCCUGCAGUUAGAGCCCGAUGAGCACAAGAGACGAACACCGAACUUAUUUGGGCUGACGGGGCCAACGAGCAAGUGGAGCUGGAGGUACUAUGGCAAAAGACCACCAGAGACUGUCUGAGAGCAAACAACUACUGCACCAGCUCAAGGAACCACAAACAGAACACAGAACAUCACGGAAGUCCAGGAAGAAACUUCAAGUUAUCAUUUGUGCGCUGCUCGUAGAGUUGUGUGAAAGAUUCACUUUCUUUGGGAUUGUAUGCAACAUGAUCCUGUUCUGCACUGUGAAGUUAGGAUAUGACAACUACCUGGCUGCGUUCAUCAAUCUGAUGUUUGUAGGAGCCAGCACACUGACCCCGGUGCUUGUGGGAUGGUUUGCUGAAACAUACUUAGGAAGGACAAAAGUCCUCUACCUGUGUGCGUUCCUUCAUUUCUUUGGCACAGCCAUGCUUCCUGUGGUGGCAUUUCCAUUUGAAGAUUUCUACAUAGACAAUCAUCACAUCACGCACCAGCUGGAGCCUCGAGAGCAGCAGAUUCUCUUUUACACUGGUCUGCUGGCGGCAGCGUUGGGCAUUGGUGGCAUCAGAGCUAUACUCUGUCCUAUGGGAGCCUACAGCCUCCAGGGGUACAACCAGCACCAGCUUUUGUCUUUCUUCAACUGGUUCUACUGGCUGGUCAAUCUGAACUCCACUGUAGUGUUCCUUGGCAUAGCUUAUAUUCAACAAUCUGUGGCUAAAAAUCUUGGAUUUCUUAUCCCAUUCACUUCUGUGUUACUUGCUCUCAUGGCAAUAAACAUGGUGCGCAACAAAUUUACCUACAAGCCAAAGAAAGGUACAUCUCUGCUCACGACUCUGGGAGUGUUCAUUAACUCCUUCAGGAUGUGCUGCCUCCACUAUCGCCACAUCAGCGGAGAAGUCACAUCUUGGCUUGACCGGGCCAAAGAGAACAAUGGAGGUCGAUACAGCGAGACUCAUGUGGAGAAUGUCAAAGUCCUUGCACGGCUUUUUCCCCUCUAUGGUCUUCAGCUGUUCUACAGAGUCUGCAUUACACAAAUUCCUUCAGGUUACUACAUACAAACCAUGAAUUCAAACCUUCACAUGGAUGACCUUCUCUUGCCCAUCGGUGUGAUGAAUGUCAUCAGUAUCCUCCCUCUGCUGUUGCUGGCUCCUCUGAUGGAGUUGGUCACCUCCUGCUUCCUCUCCACAGGAAAACCUCCUCUGGCCCCCGUCAAAGUCAUCACUUUGGGCCAUGCUCUUGCAGCCCUCUCUCUGCUGCUGGCAGGUUUUUCUGAACUGCAGAGAAAGACCUAUCCUCUGGUGGAGCAAACUCUCUCUGGAAAAGUCUUGCAGGUCUCUUCCAUGCCCUGCUACUUCCUGGCCCCUCAGUACAUUCUCCUUGGUAUCGCUGAGGCUCUUGUGACACCUACCUGCUCAUUUAUAUCCUUCCAGUUAACUCCCAGUCACAUCAGAGGGAUCUCACUGCACUUCCUCACACUGUCCUAUGGAGGGGGCUGUUUUCUUGGCGCAUUCAUAGUUCUGCUUUUAUACCUGAUCUCUGGAGGUAAUUUCUAUCCAAAUGUUCUUCAUGAGGGAAAUCUAGAACGGUUCUUCUUUCUACUUGCCUUUCUUCUAGCUGUGAAUACACUUGUGCUUUGGCGUAUCUCCUACAGGUACCUUGACCUGUCUGUGCAGGGGAAAGCGAUAGGUGUUAGUCCUUUGACGGAGAAACUGCUGCAGUAUAAAGCCUGUCUACAGUUCUACAACACAGUCGAACUCUCCUACAUAAACCACUCAGUCGAGUCAAUUUUAUGAUUUACACUGUGUAACUUUUCUUCAAGUGGGUCCUCCAUUUGCUUGUAUCCAUGGAAUUGUUAUUACUUUACCUGCAACGUUCCAAAGUAUGGCACGAAGCGUUUCAGUCUCCAUAGAAACAAGCAGGAGAUGCCGUCAGGUCAAUUUACAUUUAUUUUUGAGCAAUACAUGUAUCCAUAAUUGAAUAAAUGCAUCUUAUGUAAGUUUAAUGCCAUAUUGUGGAACAUUGCAGGCAAAGCAAUAGUAUCUCCAUGGUGCUGGAUCCCCAAAAUGAAAAGUUACACAGCGUACCUUUAAAGUGUGUAUGACAGAUUUUAUGAGUUUCUAAUUUUUACUUUACUUUAAUUUGGUGAGGAAAAACUAUUGUAAAUAUAAAUUAUAGUUUUACACCAAUUAAGAAGCAAUUUGCAAAGAAAAGUUGAAAAUAUGUUGAAAAUUACAGGAAGUGGAGAGUUUUAAAACAUAUUGAGUCACA
Messenger RNA from Boleophthalmus pectinirostris (great blue-spotted mudskipper), 2484 nucleotides. RefSeq names its product solute carrier family 15 member 5. Lineage: Eukaryota; Metazoa; Chordata; Actinopteri; Gobiiformes; Gobiidae. The record is from RefSeq and is a predicted model, not a curated record. Gene Ontology annotation, molecular function: transmembrane transporter activity. The transcript is spliced from 9 exons. Gene Ontology annotation, biological process: transmembrane transport. The coding region runs from base 291 to 2009 and encodes 572 amino acids. Gene Ontology annotation, cellular component: membrane.